AUGUCUGCAAAAGGAGCUAGAAAAGCGUUGUUGCGAUUCAGAGUGGCGUACUGGACCCAGUGGGGUCAGAGCGUCGUGAUUACAGGCAACUGGGAUGGAGCCUCUAAGAGGGGGCAGCCCCUGACCUGUCGCCACGAGGAUGAAUCCCUGGUAUGGGAAGCACAGGUCCUUGUGCCUGUCAAGAGCGAUCAUGUGGUCUACAAGUACGUCGUCACGAACGAAUCGGGCGAAGUCGAGGUAGAGGAGGCUGGCAUGCGCAAGGUGGCGAUACCAAAGGACUUGCAGGAUGGAGGUGCCAUUGACCUGCAGGACGAGUGGCAGGACACCUCCCAUCCGUCCUUUCUCUUAUCCAGGAGUGCCUUCAAGGGCACCAUCCUUGCCACAAAGACAGGACGCAGUGACGUCCAGGUGGAAAGGUUACAGCCAGCUGAAGGGGAGGUGAUCGUCCGAUUUCGUUUAUGGGACUGGGGAGUCCAGGAUGGAGACUGUUUUGUCGUCAGCGGCAGCUUGCCACAGCUGGGAAAUUGGCAGCAGGACCAGCCUUUGCUUCUUUCUGAAGUCCAGGAGCCAUUCUGGGAAGUAGAGAACAGGAUAGUGUCUUUGGAGGCGGAUGAGACGGGCAGCAGUGAACCCGCAAUGAUUGUGCGCGACGAUGGCACGUUCCGGCACGAGAAGCUGUGGAGGGGUGCAGCAGUGGCCCUGCCUGUCUUCAGCCUGCGCACCAGAGACAGUGUGGGGGCGGGCGAAUUUGAGGACAUCAAGAAGCUUGUGGACUGUUUUUCUUAUGCAGGGCUGCGCAUGAUACAGCUGCUCCCAGUGAAUGACACGUCAGUGUACAACAUGUGGUGGGACUCGUAUCCAUACAGUUCAGUCUCGGUGUUUGCUUUGCACCCUCUGUACCUGUCGCUUACCGCACUCGCGCCGAAGGACAUGCCAGAAAAGCUGGCUCAACGCAUCACUGAAGCACGCGUCGAGCUUGACCAGCGCGAGGUGGAGUAUGAACAGACCCUCGCCACAAAGUUGGCCAUAGCCCGGGAGCUGUUUGAUCGCCGUGGGCCUGCCGAGCUUCAGAGUCCAGAAUUCGAGAAGUACUUUGAGACCAACGAGAGAUGGCUGCGACCUUACGCUGUGUUCAAGUUCUUGCAAGAUCUCUUUGGUACAGCAGAACAUUGGCACUGGGGUAGCCUGAGCCGGCCCACACAACGGAUGUUACACCGGCUGAGUGGCCCGGACCAGGCGCACUACAGCAGCAUCCAGUUCACCUACUGGUUGCAGUGGCACCUGCACCGGCAGCUGCGUUCAGCCUCACUGUACGCUCAGCAGCACCGCAUAGCCCUCAAGGGUGAUCUCCCCAUAGGAGUGGACAAGAGGAGCGUGGACACCUGGAUGCACCCAAACAUCUUCCACAUGCAGUUCUCCACAGGCGCGCCGCCAGACUACUUUGAUGCCAACGGUCAGAAUUGGGGCUUCCCCACCUACAACUGGGAGGAGAUGGCCAAGGACGGCUAUGAGUGGUGGCGCAGGCGACUGACCACCCUCUCACAGUACUUCCAUGCGUACCGCAUAGACCACAUCCUGGGCUUCUUCCGCAUCUGGGAGAUCCCUGGUGACUGCACGCUGGGCCUGUUUGGCCAUUUCAGACCCUCGCACCCCAUCACGCGCCAGGAGCUCGAGGCGCAUGGCAUCUGGGACUUCGACAGGUUAUGUGAUCCUUACAUCACCACCACCAUCCUGGAGGACACCUUUGGGGAGCUGGCGCACGAAGUGGCUUCCAAGUACCUGGUGGAGUAUGAGAAGGGCAGGUACCGCCUGCGCGAGGAAUACUUCAGCGAGGCGGACAUUGAGGCGCUGCAGCCGCGGCCGGGGUCGCCGGCGUGGCUGGUGAGCGAGGUUGAUGCCAUCCGGCAGGGCCUGCUGGACCUGCGCCACAAUGUGGUCCUGCUGCGCAGCCCAGACUCGCCCAAUGACUUCACCCCACGCUUCAACUUGGCGAGCACUACCAGCUUUGCGUCCCUGGAUCCUCACUGGAAGGCACAUCUUGUGCGCCUGCACGACGACUACUUGGAGACCCGCCAGCUGGAUUUGUGGUGGGACCAUGCGCACAUGUCACUCCCGGUGCUGAUGCGGGCGACAGACAUGCUGGUGUGUGGCGAGGACCUGGGCUUCCUGGCUCCCUGCGUGCACCCCCUCAUGAAGAAGCUCGGCCUCGUUGGCCUUCGGAUUCAGCGCAUGCCAUCUGAGCCAGACGCAGAGUUUGGCGAUCCGGCAAACUAUCCCUACAUGUGCGUGGCAUCCCCAUCCUGCCAUGACACCUCAACCACGCGGGCGUGGUAUGAGGAGGAUCCUUCACGGCGCCAGCGCUUCACCGAAUUCCUUGGUCUGCCUGGACCUGCACCUGAGCACUGCACGCCUGAGGUCAUGCAUGCAGUGGUCAAGCAGCAUGUGGAGUCCCCCGCCAUGUGGGCCAUAUUCCCUAUCCAGGAUCUGCUGGCCUUGUCGGACGAGUAUGCAGCGCGGCCUGCAGGAGAGGAGACCAUAAACAACCCCACAGUGCGCAAGCACUACUGGCGCUACAGGUGCCAUGUGGAGCUGGAGAGUCUGCUGGAGGACAGACCUUUCCUAGCCACGCUGCAGCAGCUACUCCUCGGCUCUGGGCGCGUUUCCGAGACGGACGUGCCUGCGAAGCUUGCACCUCGCGCCAUGCUGCAGCAGAAUGGUGCCGCACCAGAUUCUGACAAGCACUAGCCAUCAGGACGGUUAGAGAAUAUGUCUGAGCAGGCCUGUACCGCACUCGACCCUUGCAGACAUAAAAUAUAUGCAAGUAGCAACCGUAAACUUCAGGUUCUCGUCAACUCUUGCUCUUUCAAUGCAUGCUAAGGGUGUCACGCACGGAUGUCUAUUCAAUGAGAGUUUGAUCUGCUGAUGGCAGCUGACUAUAGCCUGCUAUGACUCGUUGAAUUUCUCGUUACAUGUUCAUCUCUCUGUUGUAAGAAAGCAUUCAGCAUC
This is a messenger RNA of Coccomyxa subellipsoidea C-169, 3006 nucleotides long. RefSeq lists its product as hypothetical. Lineage: Eukaryota; Viridiplantae; Chlorophyta; Trebouxiophyceae; Coccomyxaceae. The record is from RefSeq and is a predicted model, not a curated record. Gene Ontology annotation, biological process: carbohydrate metabolic process. Gene Ontology annotation, molecular function: 4-alpha-glucanotransferase activity; starch binding. Bases 1 to 2745 code for a protein of 914 amino acids. The transcript is spliced from 18 exons.